Molecule: messenger RNA, 1089 nt
Organism: Sinocyclocheilus anshuiensis
Lineage: Eukaryota; Metazoa; Chordata; Actinopteri; Cypriniformes; Cyprinidae
Product: lymphocyte antigen 75-like
Exons: 4
Coding region: 1-1059 (352 amino acids)
Source: RefSeq, a predicted model, not a curated record
AUGGGGAAGCCCAAGCAGCAGCAGCACAGAUAUCCACCAUAUACUCUUCUGAAAGCAGCCCAAGACGUCAAGUGGCAAAGUGGCUCACAAUCUGUUAAGAGACAGUCAGACCCAGAGGCCAAACCCAAAGCUGCAGACGGGCUGGAUCUGUGUGCGAAACAAUGCCAUCCAUCUGUGACAACAGGUCCUUCCAAUUGCCAUGGCCUGCCCACCAACAGUGACAGAAGCAUGGGAAAAGGCCUGGCUAGCCUUCGAAGUGCUACAAAGCAUAAAAAGAAGACACUCUCCAGGGUUGGGGAGUCCAAUAAAAAGCAACACAAAGGAAAAAGGAGUCAAGAGGAGGAGUCUUACAAACUGAACACCAGCCUCAACAGAAAACACUAUUAUGUGAAUAACAGUAUGAGCUGGUCAGAUGCACAGUUGUACUGCAAGAAUAACUAUGAUGACCUGUCCACCGUAAGCAAUGAAGAACUGCAACUAUUCUCUGAUAAUCCGCAGCUCACUGAGGAUUUUUAUUGGAUUGGACUCAGGAGAAAUAGUUGGUGGUGGUCGUGGACAUGGACCGGAGGUGAGGUUGCGAAUGAUAUCAAGUGGGACAAUAACCAACCAAAUUAUGAUGAUGAAUAUUGUUGUGCUGUCAAAAGGUCCUCUUCUAAAAUUCAUGAUGCUUAUUGUGAUUGGCCUAUACCAUUUUAUUGUAUGGAGGACUCGGAGCUGACUGUGGUGCCGCAGGAAAGCACAUGGGAAGAGGCCCUGCUAUACUGCAGACAAAACUACAAAGAUCUGGCCAUACUGAACUCAGAUGAGCUCAUGACAGAGGCAAGAGAUAAGAACAGAGCAGCCCUGACUGAUGAUGUGUGGAUUGGUCUGCGCUUUAUCGCCGGGCACUGGUUUUGGGCAAAUGGAGAAGCUUUUGAAUAUAAGGUCUGGUCUUCAGUUGGAGAGCUCCAGUGCCCUGCCAUAAAUCAGCGCUGUGCAGUUCUGAACCGUAAUAGUAUGGUUUGGGAACCUGUGGACUGUGAGCAGAGAUUCAACUUUCUCUGUGCCAAUAAACCAUGAAAUGAAAUAUCUGAUUUAUUUAUGAUGACA